Messenger RNA from Trichoderma reesei QM6a, 284 nucleotides. RefSeq lists its product as uncharacterized. The record is from RefSeq and is a predicted model, not a curated record. Lineage: Eukaryota; Fungi; Ascomycota; Sordariomycetes; Hypocreales; Hypocreaceae. The annotation marks the transcript as partial. The transcript has a single exon.
AUGGCCACGCUUCUCUUUCUCGUCUCGUCAACGACCCUUCCAUCAAGAGUCUCUAGACUCAAAGAUUCUCAAGAUAUUCUACUAUGCUACAUCUCAAAAGUUCUGACCAGACCCUUUCAACUUCACCGGACAAUCUCAACGUCUAGCCCCUGGAGUGCGGCGCCAGGCGUUACAAGAGCAACCCACAGAAUGGAGAAGCCAUCUCGGAAACGCCAGGCCAACCGUGACAGCAUGGGCGAUGCCGUCUUGAACGAGCGGCCGAUUCUGCCGCCUGAUGCCGAAUG